AUUCAGGAAGCAGCAGUCAUAGUCAUGGACACUGAAGGAUCAAAGAGUUUAAAAGUUGACCUGGAGAAACUGUUCACCAAGCAAGAGAGGAUUGGGAAGGGGUCGUUUGGAGAGGUCUUUAAAGGCAUUGACAAUCACACGCAACAGAAGGUCGCUAUAAAGAUUAUUGACCUGGAGGAGGCUGAAGAUGAAGUGGAAGACAUCCAACAGGAGAUCACAGUCCUCAGCCAAUGUGACAGCCCCUUCAUCACUAAAUACUAUGGCUCUUAUCUGAAGGACACAAAACUGUGGAUCAUCAUGGAAUAUUUAGCAGGGGGGUCUGCUCUGGAUUUGCUGGGACCUGGAGCUCUUGAUGAGUCCCAUAUCGCCACCGUCCUCAGAGAGAUCCUGAAAGGUCUGGAUUACCUGCACUCCAAAAAGAAAAUUCAUAGAGAUGUUAAAGCCGCUAACGUCCUGUUGUCAGAGCAGGGUGAUGUAAAGCUAGCUGAUUUUGGUGUGGCCGGGCAGCUCACAGACACACAGAUCAAGAGGAACACGUUUGUGGGCACUCCAUUCUGGAUGGCACCAGAGGUCAUUAAACAGUCAGAUUAUGACUCAAAGGCAGAUAUCUGGUCAUUGGGCAUUACUGCAAUCGAGCUAGCAAAAGGAGAGCCACCCCACUCUGAUCUUCACCCCAUGAAGGUGUUAUUUCUCAUCCCUAAGGAAAACUCACCCACACUGGAUGGAAACCACAACAAAGCUCUCAAAGAAUUUGUAGAUGCCUGUCUCAAUAAAGACCCCAACUUUAGGCCAACAGCUAAAGAGCUUUUGAAACACAAAUUUAUAAUUCGAUAUGCCAAGAAGCCAUCAUUCCUGGUGGAUCUUAUCGACAAGUACAGGAGAUGGAAAGAAAAACAGGCCCGCAAUGAGUCAAGCUCUGAUUCUGAAUCAGAUGAUGGUGAAGCAUCUGGAGAGUCUGUGGCUGAUGACUGGAUCUUUGGCACUGUCAUAGGACAUAAGCCCACAGUGAAUCAGAAUGGAGUCGUAAUAAAAGAAGAACCACACAAAGAGGUGCCAGAGACUACAAAGAAGCCUCCGCCCAAGAGCAAAGAGUCUAAGUCCUCUAUUAUUUUACCAUUGUUUGCAGAGCUGAAGCAGAAGCAAGGUGUUUAUAAGCCGGCGGUGUUAGAGGAGCUGAAGCAGGCCAUGCUCCUGGCUGAAGAGACAUGUCCCGAAAUCACUGACUCAAUGGUGACAAGGGUGGUACAGAGAUUAAAGAGGUUUUCCUCUCAACACUGACUGACUCUCAAUGCCUCUGCAUAAAGACUCUUUCUUCUGUGGGUUUCU
Carassius carassius (crucian carp) is the source of this 1326-nucleotide messenger RNA. RefSeq names its product serine/threonine-protein kinase 24-like. Gene Ontology annotation, molecular function: protein kinase activity; ATP binding. The record is from RefSeq and is a predicted model, not a curated record. Gene Ontology annotation, biological process: protein phosphorylation. The transcript has 11 exons. The coding region runs from base 25 to 1278 and encodes 417 amino acids. Lineage: Eukaryota; Metazoa; Chordata; Actinopteri; Cypriniformes; Cyprinidae.